Delphinapterus leucas (beluga whale) is the source of this 7261-nucleotide messenger RNA. NCBI's taxonomy places the organism in Eukaryota, Metazoa, Chordata, Mammalia, Artiodactyla, Monodontidae. The record is from RefSeq and is a predicted model, not a curated record.
UUCCUGCUAGGUCGGGUCGCUUCCUCGCGCUGGGCUGGACGCAAGGAGAGGGCUUCUGCGGGCUGUGCGGGCGCAGGAAGCGGAGCGAGGCUGCCGACUGCGAGCCGGAGGCUGCGGGGCUGCAGUGCGAUGAAGCAGUGGCUCAGCGAGCGGAGGCUGGCGGUGUGGCGCGACGGGCCGGCCCGGGGCCGGGGCUGCUGCUCCGGAGGCUGCUGAGGCGCCGCGGCUGCCGGCGCGGAGAGCGGCAGGCGAGAGGGAGGAGAGGCAGCGGAGCGCGGGGAAGCCGGCGGGGCGGCAGGCGUCUCUGGUUGGCCUCCCCGGUCGGGAUCCCCCCGGUGGAACCAUGCGGGUGGCCAAGUGGCUGACGGGGCUGCUCUACCAGCUGUCGCUCUUCAUCACCAGGUCUUGGGAAGUUCACUUCCACCCCAGGCAGGAAGCCUUGGUGAGGACACUGGCCUCCUACGAAGUGGUGACCCCCGCGCGGGUCAAUGAGUUCGGCGAAGUGUUCCCAAAGAGCCACCACUUCAGCCGGAGGAAGCGCAGCGCCGAGGCGCUGGAGCCCACGCCGUUCAGGACCCACUACCGAAUCCGCGCCUACGGCCAGGUCUUCCAGCUGAACCUGAGCGCCGACGCGGCCUUCCUGGCUGCCGGUUACACCGAGGUGCACUUGGGAGCCCCUGCGCUCCGGGCUGAGGAGCGCCGCACGGCGCCCCCAGACCUGCGCCACUGCUUCUACCGCGGCCAGGUCAAUGCUCGGGAGGAUCACACAGCCGUCUUCAGCCUUUGUGGAGGCUUGAUGGGAACAUUUAAAGCACAUGAUGGUGAAUAUUUCUUAGAACCUAUAAUGAAGGCAGAUGGGAGUGAACAUGAAGAUGAUCAUAACAAGCCCCAUCUUAUAUACAGACAGGAAUUAAAGAGGAGCUAUUUCCUGCAGUCUCACAAGCCUUGUGAAGUUUCAGAAAGUCAAAUAAAGAAAACCACUUUACCCUUUCAUAACUACAGUGACAUGAAUGAAGAUCUUAAUAUAAAGGAGGAAAUAGUUUUAGGAGACUCUUCAAAAAAUAUAUCAUUGAAAGAUGAAAGAAGUCAAUUACAUUCCAGGAAAAAACGUUUUUUAUCGUAUCCAAGAUACGUGGAAGUUAUGGUUACAGCUGAUGCUAAAAUGGUUCAUCAUCAUGGACAGAAUUUGCAGCACUACGUACUAACUCUAAUGUCAAUUGUUGCAGCGAUCUACAAGGACUCAAGUAUUGGAAAUCUUAUAAACAUAGUAAUUGUAAAAUUAGUUAUAAUUCAUGAUGAACAGGAAGGACCAGUCAUCAGUUUUAAUGCGGCUACCACGUUACGCAACUUCUGUUUAUGGCAGCAAACUCAGAAUGUUCUAGAUGAUGCCCACCCAUCCCACCAUGAUACUGCUGUUCUUAUCACUAGGGAAGACAUUUGUGGAGCUAGAGAGAAAUGUGACACAUUAGGUUUAGCAGAAUUGGGUACCCUGUGUGAUCCUUUACGGAGCUGCUCUAUUAGUGAAGAAAAUGGACUCAGUGCUGCCUUUACCAUAGCCCACGAGCUUGGGCAUGUAUUUAAUGUUCCACACGAUGAUAGUUUUAAAUGUAAGGAAACUGGAAUUAAACAUCAGUAUCAUGUAAUGGCUCCAACUUUAAAUUACCACACAAGUCCUUGGACCUGGUCAAAAUGUAGUCAGAAAUACAUCACUGAAUUCCUAGAUACUGGUCAUGGGGAAUGCCUCCUUGACAAACCAAAUGGAAGAAUAUACGAUCUGUCUUCACAACUUCCUGGAUCAGUGUAUGAUGUAAACAAGCAAUGUGAACUUAUGUUUGGUCCUGGUUCACAAGUGUGUCCCUAUUUGAAACAAUGCAGGCGUCUCUGGUGCACGAGUGCAGAAGGAGUUCACAAGGGCUGUCGCACUCAACACAUGCCACUGGCAGAUGGAACAAACUGUGGUCCUGGGAUGCAUUGCCACCAUGGGCUAUGUGUAAACAAAGAAAUGGACACACGUCCUGUAGAUGGCGAUUGGGGACCGUGGGGACCUUACAGUUCUUGUUCAAGAACAUGUGGAGGUGGAAUCAAAAGAUCAACCAGGCUCUGUAAUCGGCCCGAGCCAAGAAACGGAGGAAAGUACUGUGUGGGCCGCAGGAUGAAAUUUCGAUCAUGUAACACUGAUUCAUGUCCAAAAGGCAAGCAGGACUUUCGUGAGAAGCAGUGCUCUGAUUUUGAUGGUAAACAUUUCAACAUCCAUGGUCUGUCCCCUAAUGUGAGGUGGCUUCCAAAGUAUAGUGGGAUUGCCAUGAAAGAUCGUUGUAAACUGUAUUGUCGGGUGGCUGGAACCACUAACUUCUACCAGCUGAAGGACAGGGUUGCCGAUGGUACUCCUUGUGGAACUGAAACAAAUGACAUCUGUGUUCAAGGUCUGUGUCGGCAAGCUGGCUGUGAUCACGUAUUAAAUUCCAAGGCCAGGAGAGACAGAUGUGGAGUGUGUGGUGGGGAUAACUCCUCAUGCAGGACAAUGGCAGGUGCCUUCAACAGUGCCCAUUAUGGUUAUAAUGUCGUUGUAAAGAUUCCCCCAGGAGCAACAAACAUUGAUAUUCUUCAGCACAGCUAUUCUGGAAAACCAGAAGAUGACAAUUACCUGGCAUUAUCAGACACUCAAGGGAAUUUUCUUUUGAAUGGGAAUUUUGUUGUAAGUAUGUCCAAAAAGGAAAUCAACGUACAAGGAGCUAUUUUUGAAUACAGUGGUUCAAACAACUCGAUUGAAAGAAUUAAUAGUACUGAUCGGCUGGAAGAAGAGCUUCUUUUGCAGGUUUUAUGUGUGGGUAAUCUCUACAACCCUGAUGUACGUUAUUCCUUCAAUAUCCCCAUGGAAGAGAAGAGUGAUCUGUUCACGUGGGACCCAUAUGGACCAUGGCAAGACUGUACAAAAAUGUGUCAAGGUCUUCAUAGAAGAAAAAUUAUCUGUGUACGUAAGAGUGAUCAUAUGGUAGUGUCUGAUCAAAGAUGUGACCACUUACCACUUCCAUUGUUGGUGACUGAAAGGUGCAAUACAGACUGUGAACUAAGGUGGCACAUCAUUGGCAAAAGUGAAUGUUCAUCCCUUUGUGGCCAAGGAUAUAAGUCAUUGGACAUCCACUGUAUGAAGUAUUCCAUUCAUAAAGGACAUACUGUUCCAGUAGAUGACCACUACUGUGGUGACCAGCUUAAACCUCCGACCCGAGAACCCUGCCAUGGUGACUGUGUCUUAACAAGGUGGCAUUAUUCAGAAUGGUCCCAGUGUUCCAGGAGUUGUGGAGGAGGGGAGAGGUCUCGAGAAUCUUACUGUAUAAAUAACUUUGGCCACCGUCUUGCUGACAGAGAAUGCCAGGAACUUCCCCGAGUGACAACUGAGAAUUGCAAUGAAUUUUCCUGUCCCAGUUGGGCCACUAGUGAGUGGAGUGAGUGUCUUGUUACAUGUGGAAAAGGAACAAGGCAGCGGCAGGUGUGGUGUCAACUGAAUGAAGAUCACUUGAGUGAUGGCUUCUGUGAUCCAAGCACCAAGCCUGAGUCUUUGAGACCAUGUGAGCUUCAUGCAUGUGCUUCCUGGCAAGUAGGACCAUGGAGUUCUUGCACAGCCACGUGUGGACAGGGGUACCAGAUGCGUGCUGUGAAAUGUGUCAAUGAGCUACUUAGUGCAGUGCUAGAUGAUAGAGUGUGCCAUGGAGCUAGUCGCCCAAGUGACAGGCAGGACUGUAUUGUUACACCUUGCCCAAUUAUCCCUAAAAUUGGGGCCACUUCAUUACCAGCCCUUCCCAUGGGAAAGAUAGCACAAUGGCGAUAUGGUUCUUGGACCCCAUGCUCUGUGUCUUGUGGAAGAGGGAAUCAAGCCCGCUAUGUAAGCUGUCGUGAUGCUCACGAUGGAAUAGCAGAUGAAUCAUAUUGUGCCCACUUACCCCGACCAGCUGAAAUAGCUGUCUGUUUUAGCCCUUGUGGAGAGUGGCAAACAGGGAAUUGGUCACCUUGUUCAGCUUCCUGUGGCCAUGGAAAAACAACUCGACAAGUUUUAUGCAUCAGCUAUCAUCAGCCAAUUAAUGAGAAUUACUGUGACCCUGAAGUCCGCCCUGUGAUAGAACAAGAAUGUAACCUGGCAGCCUGCCCUCCCACAUACAGCCACUUUCCGAGUUCCUCUGAGCAGCCAAGCCAUUUACCAGGCAGGAAUUUUCCAUUAACUCACAAACCAGAAGAUAAUCAAAAUCAGGGGGUCCAUCCAUCAAUCAGAGGAAACCAGUGGAGAACAGGACCAUGGGGAUCAUGCUCUAGCAGUUGUGCUGGAGGUAUUCAGCGUAGAGCUGUGGUUUGCCAGGAUGAAAAUGGACAAAGUGCCAGUUACUGCAAUGCAGCCUCCAAACCCCCAGAAUCAAAGCACUGUGAUUCGGGGCCUUGUCCACGGUGGAGCUACGGAAGCUGGGGAGAAUGUACACAAACAUGUGGAGGAGGAAUAAAAUCACGAUUCGUAAUAUGUCUAUUUCCCAAUGGCCAAAUGUCACGAGAGCAAAACUGUGAAAUCUUAAACAAGCCACCUAGUGUGGUACAAUGUCAUGUGCAUGCUUGCCCUGAUGAUGUAUCAUGGCAUCGGGGACCAUGGAAAUCGUGCUCAGCUCCUUGUGGUAAAGGUUUAAAGUACCGUGAGGUGAUUUGCGUUGACCAAUUCCAUGGGAAAUUAGAAGAAAAAUAUUGCAGUCAUCUACAGAAACCUCGAACUCAUAAAGCUUGUAGAUCUGUCAGAUGCCCUUCAUGGAAAGCCAAAAAAUGGAAUGAGUGUUCAACGUCAUGUAAGAAAAGAGAGACACAUCGGCAAGUGAAGUGCGUGGGUGCACAAAACACGCAAGUGAAUGAAAGUUUCUGCGAUCCUUCAACCAGACCUCUUGCAGUCAGAAAGUGCAGAAACCCUACCUGCAAGUAUAUUGUGGUAACGGGAGACUCAUCACAGUGUGCAGGUAACUGUGGAUUUAGUUACCGACAAAGGAUUUCAUAUUGCAUUGGGAUCCGAUCUACUGAGAAAUAUAAGCUUCAUGAGCUGUGGCCUAUAGACUAUCAAGAAUGCCCUGUGCUGCCUUCCCCUCAGGUUUACAAAUGCAAUUUUAGAACCUGUUUGCAUAUGGCCACUUGGAAAGUUGGAAAAUGGAGCAAGUGCUCUGUGACUUGUGGAGUUGGGAUAAUGGAGAGAAGAGUGGAAUGCAUAGCUGACAAUGGUUGGUCCAGUGACUUAUGUUUAAAGAGUUUAAAACCAGAUGCUCAAAAGAAAUGUUAUGUCCAUGACUGUAAAACAUUUACCAGCUGUAAAGAAAUCCAAGUGAAAAACAACAUUACCAAAGAUGGUGACUAUUACCUUAACAUUAAAGGAAGAAUAAUAAAGAUCUAUUGUGCUGGCAUGCACUUGCAGAACCCCAAGGAAUAUAUAUCAUUGGUCAAAGGUGAAGAAGACAACUUUUCUGAAGUAUAUGGCUUUAGACUGCAAAAUCCAUAUGAAUGUCCUUUUAAUGGAAGCAGGAGGCAAGACUGUGAGUGUAAAAAUGACUACUUGGCUGCUGGACACACUGUUUUCAGCAAAAUAAGAAUUGAUCUUAAUUCCAUGCAAAUUAAAACUACAGACCUUCUUUUUGCCCAGACAGUAUUUGGAAACGCAGUUCCAUUUGCCACAGCUGGAGAUUGCUAUAGUGCAGCCAGAUGCCCACAGGGACAAUUCAGCAUUAAUUUGGCUGGAACUGGAAUGAAGAUAUCCAGUACAGCAAAGUGGCUUGCUCAGGGCACUUAUGCCUCUGUCAUCAUUCACAGAUCACAAGAUGGAACCAAAGUCUACGGCAGAUGUGGAGGGUUCUGUGGAAAGUGUAUUCCUCACAUGACUACUGGUCUCCCAAUUCAAGUAAUAUGAACAUUCAGAAGUGGGAAGUGUGUCCCAAAGAGGAGACAUUCUCUGGAAACUGCAAAUAGCUGGUGCUUGUUUCUUUACCCUUCCCUUCCUGAGAUUUCCAUGUCUAAAAUGUCUGUGCCUUUUUUUCAGGGCGCUCAUCAGGGAGUCACAUCACUGCUUAAUUUUUCAAGGCCUUCAAAAUAAACUGAGCGAUAUGUGAUUCUAAUCUGGAUCCUUAAAAGGAUAUAGUAAUUUAUGGUAGGGUAUACAGGGAUGCUUGAAUUAUACCAAGAUAAUAUUGCUGUUAACAGCUUGGACUGGACCACAAUUACCUUAUGCCUAUAAACACACAUGUAAAUCUCUGCUCUGGUAUCCUACUGUACAAUGAAUGUUUAUUCUACUUGUUAAAAUGGAGCAAGUAAAAAUUAGGAAAAUGAACUUAUUUAAAACUGCGAUAAACAUAUUGAAUCUGUCAGGUGAAUAGCAAAUCAAUAGUCACAUCAAAAAAAGUACAUAGCCAUUAUACUUUCUACUGAUACAGCUUAGAUACUUUGUUUUAUGUUUCCUUUAAUUUUUAAUUGUGCAUUAUGGUGCUUGAAAAAAAUCAUCCUAAAAUAUGGUAUAAUUUUGUAUUUAAAAUAUAUGCUUUGGUUAAACACUAAAUAUGAAAUUUUGUGGGAAUAAUACAGAAGAAGAUAUGAUAUAGUAGGAUUUGACUUAAAACACCUACCUCUAAUUUGAUUGUACUUAUAAGAGCAAUACAUUGUUUUUAUAAUGUGUAUAUUCUAUCAUGUCUUUACAGAUCUUAUAUAUGUAUAUGUCUACUCUUAAAAAAUUAAUUUUCUCACAGUUAAGUACUGUAUUUUAUUAAUCAAGUAGAAAAUUGAGAAUUAUUGACAUGUUGAAGAUCCUAUUUUGGUAAACAUAAAAUUAUGUUUACAUUUGCAAAAUUUUUAUUAGAGACGUUCAAGUUAUUUCAUAUCUGAGGUAUCUCAAAACCAGAACAUAAAAGAUAGUAUAAAAAUUAACUAUUCAUGGACAAAUUCUCAGGUAUUAAGAGAUUUUUUUCAGGUGAAUAAUUUGUGUAUUAUAUAAUAAUGUGAUUUUAAAAGAAUCAUAGACAAAUAAUAUUUUUCUAUGGCAACCUACUUUAUAAACCAAGAAAACUGAAUCUACUAAUAGAUUUUUGCCAGUAAAUAGUAGUGUACUAGUUUUGCCCACAAAGUUUUUCUUUUUCAAAGAUUUAUUAGGGGUAUAUUGUACCAUAUAAGGUACUAAAGCAAUUUUGUGCCAGUGUGGUUAGAUAAACAUUUAGGGAUCUCUGUAUCAGAAAAGAAGUAUUUUGCACUAUGUGCCUGAAACCAG